AUGGAGGGAUUCUUCCUUAAACCUAAGCUCUGGUCCUGCAGUGCUUUGGUUUUCAAGCACCUUGUGAUGCUCCUGCUACUGAUAGACUCUAAUAAAGGCAGGUCUCUCGGGGUUGGACCCUCUCAAACAGUGGUGGCAUUAGUCGGUGAUAAUGUUACCUUGCCAUGUCAACUUGAACCUGCAGUGGAUGCUGUUUCAUUGGGUGUGGAGUGGGGGAAACGUGACCUGGAACUAGGAAUUGUCCAUGUGUGGUAUGAAGGUCGAAACCUUUUGAAAAACCAGAAUCCAUCUUACAAAGGAAGAACAUCAAUGUCCAUGGAGAAACUGAGACAUGGAGACCUCUCACUGAGCCUGUCUGCAGUCAAACACUCUGAUAAUGGAGCUUAUAGAUGCUACUUUAUUUCACAGGACAAACAAUCUACUGUUGAGCUUGUUGUUGGUUCUUUCUCCUCACCUCUCAUCACUCACAUUUCUAAAAGUGGCAGUGGGGUGGUGUUACAGUGUGAGUCUAAAGGCUGGUAUCCAGAGCCUGAAGUGUUGUGGCUGGACAGUGAGGGGAAGGAGUUCUCUGAUGGACCUACAGAGACCCUCAGAGGUCCUGGUGGUCUGUAUUCUGUCAGCAGCAGAGUGACUGUGGAGAAGAGAGAGAGCAACAUCUUCACCUGUAGAGUCCAUCAGAGGAACAUCAACAGGACCAGAGAGACUCACAUUCAGGUUUCAGGUGAGUAUUUCCCCAUUGUUCCUUUUAUCCUCUAA
Notolabrus celidotus (New Zealand spotty) is the source of this 756-nucleotide messenger RNA. Its product is annotated as butyrophilin subfamily 3 member A1-like. NCBI's taxonomy places the organism in Eukaryota, Metazoa, Chordata, Actinopteri, Labriformes, Labridae. The transcript has 3 exons. The coding region runs from base 1 to 756 and encodes 251 amino acids. The record is from RefSeq and is a predicted model, not a curated record.